AUGGCAACAGGUGACUUAAAAAGAAGCCUACGGAACCUCGAACAAGUACUUCGCUCACUAAAUUAUCCCAAAGAGGUGGAUUGUGUAGGGUUGAUAAAGGGAGACACAGCAGCAUCUUUGCCAAUCAUCAGCUAUUCUCUUACUUCAUAUUCACCUUAUGUAGCAGAACUUCUGAUGGAAUCCAAUGUAGAGCUCAUAGCAAAGAAUGACUUGCGCUUUAUAGAUGCCAUCUAUAAGCUUCUCCGUGAUCAAUUUAAUUACAAGCCAGUUUUGACUAAAAAACAGUUUCUCCAAUGUGGGUUUGCAGAAUGGAAAAUACAAAUUAUUUGUGAUAUUUUGAAUUGUGUGAUGAAAAAGCACAAGGAGUUGAGUAGUCUUGACAAGACUUCAUUGCAACAAAGAAAGAAAAUCAGUUUUGGUAAGUCAGAGCCUUCAGGUAAUGAGAAAACAUGUACAGAACCUGUUGGCGUUGACAUCACUGGGAGGUUUAUGACUUCAGGAAAGAAAAAAGCUGUGGUGAUUCGUCACUUGUAUAAUGAAAAUAGUGCUGACAUGCCUGAAGAUACAUUAAGUACAGUAACAGAUGUUAAUGAAGAAUUUGAUGUGUCUGACAUAAAGUCUACUGAAAUAAAUAUACCUGAAAUAAAGGUCCCUGAAAUCAAGUCUGAGCAGCCUGAGAUGAAAUUGAAUCCUGAGAUCACUGCACUACAGACUGUGCUUGCUGAAUGUCAAGAGAAACUUAAGAAGCUUAGUUUGCUAGAGAGUAGGAUAGAAUGUUUAGAAGAAAAAAUGAAAGGAAAAGUGAUGGUAAAUGAAAAGACCUGGACUAAUCUUCUAAGCCGUGUCACUCUUCUUGAAACAGAAAUGCUUUUGUCUAAACAGAAUGAUGACUAUAUAGAGUUUAAUGAAAUGAAUGAAGGCUCUGUUACUAGUAGGCACAUGGAUUAUCUAAAUUCUGAUAUCACAAGCAAAGAAGAAAGACCAACAAGUCUUCCUCUAUCCUCUGGGUACAGUACAUCAUCAUCAGAUUCAACUUCUAGAAACUUGACUAUUAAUUACUGUGGUUUGAAAGAUAAUUCAGAGGAAACAACAAUCCAGAAAAUGGAAAGGAUGAAAAAAAUGUUUGAAGAAACUGCAGAGUUAUUGAAAUGUCCAACUCACUAG
Molecule: messenger RNA, 1164 nt
Organism: Chrysochloris asiatica (Cape golden mole)
Lineage: Eukaryota; Metazoa; Chordata; Mammalia; Afrosoricida; Chrysochloridae
Gene: CEP44
Product: centrosomal protein 44kDa
Exons: 10
Coding region: 1-1164 (387 amino acids)
Cellular component (GO): spindle pole; centrosome
Source: RefSeq, a predicted model, not a curated record